UUCUGCGGCUCUGCGGGAUCUUGCAUUGGUCGCAUUUGGCGCGACUCUCCUCCAGCGCUGCCCCAACCUCAUCUGCAUCUCAACUUGGGUUCGCUCCGCCUGAACAUCAUCGCAAACAUCAGGAGUUCCUCCCUUUGUCAGAGAAAUCGUUUGGGAUACGCGAAACCGUCUUUGUUUGACAUAUUUGGCGCGCGACAACGCUCGAGCUGCCAUGCGAGAGCCCUUCGCUGGGAAUUCUGAAGGCUGAUCAUAUCAGAAAAGAUAUACAAGCAGACCAUCGCCAUCAUGUCGCAUCCUGGGCAGGUCCCAUCCCGCGCAAACAGCGUCGUCAAUGGUCCUCCAAGCGCUGGGUUGCCUCCUCCUCAUGGUUCGCAGCCACCGCCAACUCCAGGAGCCGGCCAACCGUCUCAGCAAAACCUUAACCAGAUUGUCCUUGAAUAUCUAAACAAGAAAGGCUACAGCAAGACAGAAGCUACCCUGAGACGUGAGGUCGCGGAUCGCGACGGUACACCCAUUUCUCGAAAAGUGCAAGACAAAGGAUGGGAGAAAUACUCAGAAUCGUACACGCUCCUUGAAAACUAUGUUGAUGACACUCUCGAAGUGUACAGGCCUGAGUUGGUUAGGCUACUGUGGCCGAUAUUUGUGCAGUCAUAUUUCGGACUUGUAAUUGAUUUCUGCCCUCCAGAAGCACUCAGCGCAUUUUUCAGAGAACACAGCCCACGCUUUCAGCGCGAGCACCAGGAUGAACUGCGACAACUGCAAGUCAUCACAGAGCCAGCGCAUGUGCAGCAGUCGGCCAUUGGAAAGAUUUACCGAGGCGACAACAACAAAUAUCGACUCACGCUUUCGUCAAUGGCUUGGGCAUCCCUCAUCCAAUUUUUGGAGUCUAAGCAAGAUCAAGGUGGUGUUGUCAUACAAGGCCUUAUCUCAAGCUAUGUCUACAUCGUUACAACAGAACGCGCCGCAACAGCGUCAGAUCGAAGCCUAGCUGCUAUGCUUGCACGUGGAGGUGAAGACUUUGACAUUCCUGCCGAAGACGAAGGCAUUCCAGGCCACAACCCAGGCUCUGCAAACACGGACCGUAAUGCACCGACAGUCCUGCCGAAUCUGAAGCUUGGACAGAUGCCGAUGGACCCCGAUGCAAUGGAGGAUGUCCGAGCAGAGCUGAAGGAAGAGGAUGAAAGGAACCCUCCUGCCAACGGUGAGAACUCUCUGCUCGAGGAGUUUGAACAACGCAUUAAGCAAGAACCCGCGGAUGAUGCGCCGAGUCGGGAGCAGAUACCACUACCUCCACCAUUGAUGAGGGAUAUCAAGUCAGAAGUCGGUAAGAUUAGGGAAUAUAGGGACCGGUUCAAAAUAGAUCCAAAGACGAGCGGUGUGGGACCGGGUGUUAGUGUUUGCAUGUACACGUUCCACAAUACGCACGACAACAUCAACUGUCUCGACUUCUCCGGUGAUCUCAUGCUAGUUGCUGCUGGCACACAGCAAUCAUACAUCCGGGUCUGGAGCUUGGACGGCAAGCCAAUUCCCAACAUGAACACAGGAGAAGUCAACGAUCCGAAUGCACAACCAUCCAGCUCAAAGCGGCUUAUUGGCCAUUCAGGUCCAGUCUACGCUGUUCACUUCUCACCAGCGACACCAAACCCUUCGCGGGAACCACCCUCGACUGCGCCUCGCUACCUCCUCUCCUCCUCGGCCGAUAAGACGGUUCGCCUGUGGUCGUGUGACACUUGGACUUGCCUGGUCGCCUACCGUGGCCAUGACUCGCCCGUCUGGGACGUUCGUUGGGGUCCGCAUGGGUACUAUUUUCUCUCUGCAGGACACGACAAAGUGGCUCGUCUCUGGAACACAGAGAAUAUUGCACCAUUGCGCAUGUUCGUUGCGCACGACAACGACGUCGACGUUUGCGCCUUCCACCCGAACGGCGUCUACGUUUUUACUGCCGGCGAUAAGAAUGUACGUAUGUGGGACAUUAGUCGUGGCAAUCCUGUGCGAAUGUUUACAGGCCACACGGGGAACAUCACAGCGAUCGAGUGUUCGCCAAACGGGCAGACGCUAGCCAGCGCCGACGACCAAGGUAGCAUCUUUUUGUGGGACCUUGCUUCGGGAACACGCAUUAAGCGUAUGCGCGGCCACGGCAAGGGUGGCAUCUGGUCACUCUCUUGGUCUGUUGAAUCAUCAGUGCUGGUUUCGGGUGGUGCAGAUCUGACGGUCAGAGUGUGGGACGUCAUUCAGAAGCCCAGCGAGAAGGGCUCCGAUGGUGCCACAGCCGUUAAAGCUGAGGGACCCUCAACUACCGCAGCGGGAACGACGACUGGCGCUGCCGGUGGAGUACAGAAGAAGAGCAAGAAGGACGUGGUGGUUACGCAAGAUCAGAUCAGUGCGUUUCCAACCAAGAAGAGCCCGGUUUACAAGGUGAUGUUCACGAGGAGCAACUUGGUCAUCGCAGGUAGUGCGUAUCUGCCGGAGUUGUAUUCAUAGGUCAGGAACUAGGUUCGAACGUGCCGUCGCCGUUCCUAGCGGAGUUUGAUUUGGAAGGGUACCAAAGCGCGAUACCGAAGCAAAAAAGGGCUCUUUUGUAUCGAUAAUUAACGUUGCUGACAUACCAAUAUAUAUAUCUCGUGAGGACAUUUUCAAAAGA
Molecule: messenger RNA, 2641 nt
Organism: Verruconis gallopava
Lineage: Eukaryota; Fungi; Ascomycota; Dothideomycetes; Venturiales; Sympoventuriaceae
Exons: 4
Coding region: 286-2481 (731 amino acids)
Biological process (GO): transcription initiation at RNA polymerase II promoter
Cellular component (GO): transcription factor TFIID complex
Molecular function (GO): RNA polymerase II general transcription initiation factor activity; protein binding
Source: RefSeq, a predicted model, not a curated record